GUAUGUGUGUCGGCCGUCAGCCGAAUAACAGAGUUUGCUCCUCGCCUCGGCCGGGACCAAAGCAGCGCUCAGCAUCCUAAAGACUGACCCGGGAUCCGCUCCGAAGGGAUCCAUGGCCUGACCUGUACCCGGCGGCGGAGCAGCUGCAGCCGAAAGCCAGCUUCGAGAUGCUCCGAGCUCUCUUCUGCAGCCGCACAAUAACACCGACAGCGGGCCGGGGACACGAUGCUUUUCAGACGGAGAGCCAGGAUGUUGCGGUGGCUGGUUCGUGGUCGGGUGGGUCCAGUCUGGAUGUGGAAAGCGCUGCUGCUCUUCGUUGCCAUUGGCUUCGCUGGCCAGCUGUUGGGGGUCAUCUUCAACAAGAGCAGUGUCCAGACAGCUGGUCGCUCUAUCUUCACAUCCCCUGAUGCCCAGGGGCCCUCUCUGGGCUCCUGUCAGCCCCACACCCACAUCAUGUUCCUCAAGACCCACAAGACGGCCAGCAGCACCGUGCUGAACAUGCUGUCCCGCUUUGGGGAGGAGCGAGACCUCCACUUCGCCUUGCCACUGGGCUACCAGCUGGGCUACCCGCUCCCCUUCAACGCCCACAGGGUCAAAGGUUACCGAGGUCCCAGGGCCGUGGAGUUCCACAUCAUGGGCAAUCACAUGAGAUUUAACAAGCCCGAGGUGGAGAAGGUGAUGCCUGCAGACACGUUCUAUUUCUCCAUCAUCAGGAACCCGGUCGCUCUGGCUGAGUCCUCCUUCGCCUAUUAUAAAGAGGUAGCGCCUGCCUUUCGGAAAGCCAAGACCUUGGGCGACUUUGCUGACGACCCUAAGAAGUACUACGACCCUCGUCUCCGCAACAACCACUACGCCCGCAACCUGUUGCUGUUUGACUUUGGCAUGGACCACAAUGCCAAUUUCUCGGCGACGCUGGCUCAGCGCGCCGAGGAAAUGAUCCGCCAGACCUUCAGGUUGAUUCUGGUGUCCGAGUACUUUGACCAGUCCAUGAUCCUGCUGAGACACGGCCUCUGCUGGCCGCUGGACGCCGUUGUCUCGUUCAGCCUCAAUGCCCGGCAGCAGAAGCUCAGCGGCAUCGGGGGGAUGAACGGUGGCUGGGUGGGCAAAGUGGCGACGGCGGCCGGUGUCGGUGGAAAAGGGGGACGCUCACAAGCCAAGACACUGACCAAUGUAACGGAGGAGCAGCGGGAGAAGCUGCGGCAGUGGAACGCCCUGGACUGGCAUUUAUACAAAUCUUUCAACCGGACCUUCUGGGAAGAAAUAAACCGGUUCGGUCUCGCCCAGAUGGAGGAGGAAGUAGCUCUUCUCAGGAUGCGGCGGGAAGAGUUGGCCCAGGUUUGUCUCAGGGACGGCGGAAAGCCUGUGGAGGCGCAUCGGAUCCGAGACAGAAACAUCCGCCCGUACCAGAGUGGGUUGGUGAAGAUUCUCGGCUACGAGCUCCAGCCAGGGCUGGACAACGCCACAAGGACGGCCUGCCUGAGGAUGAUCCGGCCCGAGAUACAGUACAAAGACGUGCUGGAUGCAAAGCAGUUCCCGCGGCCUGUGGCGGCCCAAGCCCAGCCUGAGGCCCAGAACCAGGUUCUGGCGGUCGCAGCCGGCGGCUCUCUUUUAAGACAAGACUCGUCCAGGACAGGAGAGAGGCCGGUGGGUGGGGGGGCUGCGGGGAGAACUGUGGAGGAGGGGGAGAGAGACUGGGACGGAAACCGCUUAAUGAGGAGGAACCAGACUUUGAUAGGGGGGCAAGAUAAAGGACGAUUGAGUUGAGGUUUGAGGCGAGUCUGGUUCCUGAAUUCAGUACCGUUGGUCUCUGAACAGACGGACUAAUGAAACUGAGCCGAUUGCGAUUUACACAAGACGACAAAAGCACUCCUCCUUUGCACUUCCACUUUUUCAGUUGUUUGUUUGUCUCUUCUUUUAGUCGGUGUAAUUCUCGUGGACUACUUGACCCUUUGGAUGAAAGGACCACUUUUGUUUUUAUAUAAGAAAAGGCGCUUUUUCGUGCUGCCAGUAGCUUCUGCUUUGUUAGUUAUUUAUCGACGCAUGGAAGCCUUUUUUAUUCCCUGUUCAUUGUAACACUUUUAAGAGUGAUGAUUUUCACGUUGUCCUCGGCGCACAUGCUGGAAACUUCUGGACGUAAAGGUCCACGCAGCCCCAGUCUUUGCCUCUCAUGCAGUGCCACUACAAACAUAAAUACCUGGCAAUCUUUGAAAAACAUUCCAAAGUUGUGACUGCAUUUGUGAAUCAACCGCAGCUGUAAAUGUCAGCUCAAUGUACAAAAUUCUUUCAUAUUUAUUGCCAGUCAUGCUUGUCGAAAUGGAUUUUUCCUUUCAAUUAGUUUAUCUUUCAAUGCAAAAUAAUGUACAAAAACAAGCAAUAACAUUUGUUAUUUCUCUCCAUCCGAAUAAGGAAACAGUUGCAACUUGGGACUAUCGAUAAAAACAUCUCUGUUCUUUUCGUAAUUAGUUUCCAUUCAGAGUGACGAUACUAAAUAUCGUUAAACCACCUUUUGGGUUGUUCCAAAGAUUGCAUGCUUUGCUCUGUGACUCUGAUAACACAUGAGAGGCACAAACUGGGGUCAGAGUAGGGUCCAAGAUCAAUAUCCCUUUGUGAAGUCACUAUAGGCUGCUACUUGUUCAUGGACAAAACAGAAUUAGGAUACGCGUUCUAUUGCUCUGACGCAAACUCUUGCUCGGCUCGUCUUCGGAGUCGACACCGGGUCACUGGCUCUGGACGGGGCUCGGUGUCGACCGGCUUCUUAAAUAUCUCUUAAUAAUACAGGAAGGGGAAAAGGAUCCGAGGCCUGGGUUCCUGUUCAGCGGUGCCUGAUACUAGCCGGCCUGCAGGAGUCGGUUUAAUAUUAGCAGUUUGGGAACAUUCCUUCCUUCCACGGUGUGCGGAGGUAGCCGCGCGACACAUGCUGGGGCGUUACCAUGGAGACCCAUUGCAAGAGGAAAUUAAUAUCGUCGUGAGCCAAAAUAAAUCUUGAGGCUGCUGCAUGAUAAAGUUGAUGCUUUAUAAUGACUUCAGCUCCCCAGAAUGCCUUUCCAGAUUCACUCUGAGCAGCAAGUCGGCAGGUAUUCUGGGAAUGUUAGCUUGCUGUGUGGUCAGACAGGCCACGAAGACACACUCCAGCUCCCACACGAAGCCAAGCCACGGAAAAUAACAUUCAAAUCCAUCAACUAAACAACGAAAGCCAAUCAUAAGCAAUGCAUCGAGAAACAAGACCUAAAAAAUAGGCAAUACAUCAGAAUUUAGAAUCUUUUAUUGGCCAAGUACUUGCACAUACAAGUAUGUCAAACAUACAACUCGCAUCUAAGAAAUAAAACAUUAUAUUAAGGCCAUUUUAGGUGUAAAGGAACUAUAGAGACUGGGGAAGAGGCUGCCAUUAUAAAUAAAUAAAGAAGAAAACAACGAAAUUAAAGUGGUAAAUUACCGAGAGAGAAACCCACAGAUUUACAAGACAAACUCGUACCGUCAAAGAACCACAUCGCUUCCCUCUGCGUUAACGCUGACCACCGCAUGCAAAACUGCGCUGUCACCAGCCGCCUCAAGUAGGUGGUCGGUGGGAUGGCACAUAUGGUCUCUGAGGCGCUCUGUGCAAAUGCACUUCAUCAGACCCGACUGCCAUGAUUAGGUUGAUGCAACAUUGUGAAGCAAAAAUACAUUUUUCAGAGUUUUAUUUUCUUCUGAAAUGUAUUAUCUUUAUAAUCUGAGAUUAUAAUCUUAAACAUUAUUAGCGCAAUGGUGCUAAAAAGAUUUUCUUAUGUGGUGGGCAGAAAGCAGACUAUAUAUAACUAACGUAACAAUAAAUAUAUAACGAUAAUAUAUAUAUUAUCGUUAAAUGAGCUGUGGUAGCUUUCCGUAUCAAAUGACCACCAGCCUUGAGUGAGAAGCUGUAGAUCUUCAUGACCCUGAAGGCUCGUCCUGGUCCUGCGUUGUUCUGCUGAGAGUCUGCAGACCAUUGCUACCUCUCAGAGACCAGCUCUCACUCCAGUCCUCCGUGUAGCUGCAGUCCAGCAGAACGGACAGAGAAAUGUUUUCUUUUCGACGUUUUGAUGAAAAUGGAUACUGUGGUUCAUUGUGAUAAUUCAGCACUUCGGAUCAGAGCACGCAUCCCUGCAAGGAGUGGGACUCCAUGUUUACACUGCUGGGAGAGGUGGGGACAAGAGGAAGUGUUGUGUGCAAAAAUAUAUACAAACAGGGGAAAUCUGUUAAAAAUGAAGACCUGGUUCUGGACAACCAUGUUGAAAUGUCAUUCUUUAAUUUAACGUUUUAAAGUUGCUAAUUUUCCUUCACAUGUUGUGUUUAAAAAGU
Molecule: messenger RNA, 4314 nt
Organism: Cyclopterus lumpus (lumpfish)
Lineage: Eukaryota; Metazoa; Chordata; Actinopteri; Perciformes; Cyclopteridae
Gene: gal3st4
Product: galactose-3-O-sulfotransferase 4
Exons: 4
Coding region: 226-1764 (512 amino acids)
Biological process (GO): glycolipid biosynthetic process
Cellular component (GO): membrane
Molecular function (GO): galactosylceramide sulfotransferase activity
Source: RefSeq, a predicted model, not a curated record